Messenger RNA from Xyrauchen texanus (razorback sucker), 5711 nucleotides. RefSeq names its product glutamate receptor ionotropic, kainate 2-like. The record is from RefSeq and is a predicted model, not a curated record. The transcript is spliced from 16 exons. Lineage: Eukaryota; Metazoa; Chordata; Actinopteri; Cypriniformes; Catostomidae. Gene Ontology annotation, molecular function: transmitter-gated monoatomic ion channel activity involved in regulation of postsynaptic membrane potential; kainate selective glutamate receptor activity. Bases 284 to 3025 code for a protein of 913 amino acids. Gene Ontology annotation, cellular component: postsynaptic membrane; presynaptic membrane; plasma membrane. Gene Ontology annotation, biological process: monoatomic ion transport; modulation of chemical synaptic transmission; synaptic transmission, glutamatergic.
AGAGCAUUGCACACGCAGGUGAUCCGCUAGACUGGGUCUUAUCAUUCAUUUCUGUAUCGCUCCACUCUUUCAGGCCGCCCCUACGUGAAUUUCUCCCGGAUUUGCCAUCUCUAACAUGGACGCCCGGUCGGAAUGUUGCUACUUUGCACAGUGAGUCGGACAUGCGGAGUAUCGCUGAUCGAGUGUCCUCUUCUCUAUCAGUGACCAUGCCGUGAUCACGGAUCGCAUACGAGAAAAUAAAAAACACGUCCAAAACAGAAAUAAGUGGGAAUCUUACGGUGACAUGCAGUGCAUCACAGACAUCAUGAAGAUUUGCUCCCCUCUUACAACUCCUGACAGAUCCAAGCUGGUGAUGUUGCUGGUUUUACUGUGUGUGGGAUAUUCUCAAGGAAUGCCACAUGUGUUACGAUUCGGUGGGAUAUUUGAAUCGAUCGAAAGUGGUCCAUCAGGUGCUGAAGAACUUGCCUUUAAGUUUGCUUUAAAUACAAUCAACAGGAACAGAACUUUACUGCCAAACACUACACUAACAUAUGACAUCCAAAGGAUAAACAUCCAUGACAGUUUUGAGGCCUCCAGAAAAGCGUGUGACCAGCUCUCUCUUGGUGUGGCUGCCAUCUUUGGCCCCUCCCACAGCUCCUCUGCGAAUGCGGUGCAGUCCAUCUGUAAUGCUUUGGGGGUUCCACACAUCCAGACCAAGUGGAAGCACCAGGUGUCAGACAACCGCGAUUCAUUCUACGUCAGUCUGUAUCCGGACUUCUCCUCCAUCAGCAGAGCUAUUCUCGACCUGGUGCACUUCUUCAAGUGGAAAACGGUCACUGUGGUUUACGAUGACAGUACAGGUUUGAUUCGAUUACAGGAGCUCAUCAAAGCUCCAUCCCGUUACAACAUUCGCUUAAAAAUCCGUCAGCUACCAGCAGACACAAAAGAUGCCAAGCCGCUUCUUAAGGAGAUGAAGAGAGGGAAAGAGUUUCAUGUGAUCUUUGACUGUGGUCAUGAGAUGGCUGCUGGAAUCCUUAAACAGGCUCUGGCAAUGGGAAUGAUGACUGAGUAUUACCACUACAUAUUUACCACCCUGGAUCUCUUUGCGUUGGAUAUGGAGCUGUAUCGGUACAGCGGAGUGAACAUGACUGGAUUCCGUAUUCUGAACACUGAGAACAGUCAGGUGUCGUCCAUCAUUGAGAAGUGGUCCAUGGAGCGCCUGCAAGCACCUCCCAAACCUGACUCGGGCCUGCUGGAUGGUUUCAUGACAACAGAUGCUGCCCUGAUGUAUGACGCAGUGCAUGUGGUGGCUGUGGCCGUCCAGCAGUCUCCUCAAAUCACAGUCAGCUCACUCCAGUGCAACCGCCACAAGCCCUGGCGCUUCGGCAACCGCUUCAUGACACUCAUUAAAGAGGCACACUGGGAUGGCUUGACCGGACGGAUAAAUUUCAACAGAACCAACGGCCUGAGGACAGAUUUCGAUCUGGAUGUAAUCAGCCUCAAGGAGGAAGGCCUGGAGAAGAUUGGCACGUGGGAUCCUGCAAGUGGUUUGAACAUGACUGAGCACCAAAAGAGAAAGACAGCAAAUGUGACAGACUCUCUCUCCAACAGAUCGCUGGUGGUGUCCACCAUACUGGAAGAGCCCUACGUAAUGUUCAAGAAGUCAGAUAAGCCUCUGUAUGGCAAUGAUCGUUUUGAGGGCUACUGCAUCGAUCUGCUGCGAGAGCUUGCUGUCAUUCUGGGCUUCACCUACGAGGUGCGACUAGUGGAGGAUGGGAAGUAUGGAGCGCAGGAGGAGAGCACGGGCCAGUGGAACGGCAUGGUCCGAGAACUGAUGGACCACAAAGCUGAUCUUGCAGUUGCGCCCCUGGCAAUCACGUACGUGCGGGAGAAGGUCAUCGACUUCUCCAAACCCUUCAUGACGCUGGGGAUAAGUAUACUGUACCGCAAGCCCAAUGGCACCAACCUGGGGGUGUUCUCCUUUCUCAACCCCCUCUCCCCCGACAUCUGGAUGUAUAUUCUGCUUGCUUACUUGGGUGUCAGUUGUGUGCUGUUUGUCAUAGCCAGGUUUAGCCCCUACGAAUGGUAUAACCCCCACCCAUGCAACCCCGACUCGGAUGUGGUGGAAAACAAUUUCACCCUGCUAAAUAGUUUCUGGUUCGGAGUUGGAGCUCUCAUGCAGCAAGGAUCUGAGCUCAUGCCCAAAGCCCUUUCCACCAGGAUAGUAGGAGGCAUUUGGUGGUUUUUUACCCUAAUCAUCAUUUCCUCCUACACGGCCAACCUAGCUGCCUUCCUCACUGUGGAGAGAAUGGAGUCUCCGAUUGAUUCAGCUGAUGAUCUGGCCAAACAGACCAAGAUUGAAUAUGGGGUAGUGAAGGAUGGUUCCACGAUGACCUUCUUUAAGAAAACGAAGAUCUCCACGUAUGAUAAGAUGUGGGAGUUCAUGAGCAGUCGCAGGCAUUCGGUGAUGGUGAAGAGCAUUGAGGAGGGAAUUGAGCGAGUGCUAACCUCUGAUUACGCCUUCCUCAUGGAGUCAACCACAAUUGAAUUCGUCACCCAACGCAACUGCAAUCUCACACAGAUCGGAGGCCUCAUUGACUCCAAGGCCUACGGAGUUGGCACUCCAAUGGGCUCUCCUUACCGAGAUAAGAUCACCAUAGCAAUCUUGCAGCUGCAAGAAGAGGGGAAGCUGCAUAUGAUGAAGGAGAAGUGGUGGCGAGGAAAUGGCUGUCCCGAGGAGGAGAAUAAAGAAGCCAGCGCGCUGGGUGUCCAGAACAUCGGUGGCAUUUUCAUCAUUCUGGCCGCUGGACUCGUUCUUUCUGUCUUUGUGGCAGUUGGGGAGUUUCUCUAUAAGUCCAAACAAAAUGCACAGCUGGAAAAGAGGUCCUUCUGCAGUGCCAUGGUUGACGAGCUGCGGGUUUCCCUCAAGUGCCAACGGCGACUCAAACACAAGCCACAACCACCCGUCAUGGUCAAAACAGAUGAAGUCAUCAACAUGCACACCUUCAACGACCGAAGAUUGCCAGGCAAAGAGACCAUGGCCUGAAAGGGGCACCAGCUCUCCCUCUCUCUUGAUCCUGGAGAAGUCGGUUUUCUAUACGGGGAUGGGAAGAUUGUCAUUUCAAACAAUUAGUUACUAAGAACAACAAAAACUGAAACAUAUUUCCUGUGGAAAUACCUUGAAUCUGGGCAGAAUUAUAGUUACCUCAUCGCUCCACAACGCCACCAGGGCAUAGACUGACCCAUGCCAGUGUUCAGGGUAACUCUUAGCAGGAAAUACACACAGCUAGAGCAGUGAGAUCAAAAUGAUGUAAGGUGGUUUGUCCGCUCAUUCAUAUUAGUUUUGGUUUGAUGACACACUGUUGUCUGUCUGGAGAGAACAACUGAGUCUGUUAGAAAAACUGCAGAGACUUGCCCUGACAAAUACAGGGACAUAGAAAGGACGGAUUUUUAAUACAUACUUGUGCUAAAUUUAUUUUAGGAGCAAAAUUAAACAGAAAUUGCAGAACUACUCGGAAUCAAUCAAUCUGCAGUUUUUAUUCAGCGGCAGAGCAAUAUCACUAAAAUAAUUCAACAUGUUUUUCACCCACACUCACAAGCAAUGGAAGCAGGGUAGGAUAACAGGCAAUAUAUGACUUCAAUUUGUUUACGUUUUAAAGUACUAUCACUUUUAGUGUGUAAGGCCAGGGAUUUUUAUUUAAUUUAAUUAGAUUUAAAAAGUAAAUAAAUAAAAAUUAAUAUACUGAAAGAGUAUGACAGUUACUCUUUUCAGUGCUGUAGUACGGGCCCCUGCUGAAUGCCACAGUGACUGAUAGGAUGGAUCUCAUGAAAAUAUUUCACCCCAAAUUAAAAUAAAGUAAAUAAAAUAAAUAAAUGAAACGGUUUUGAAAACAAAAUAUUUCUCUUUGAGAAUAUGGAUAUUUAUUUAUUUUUUAUUCCCAUUAUUCUCAAUUGUAAUUCUUAAUCAUUUUGAUUCUGGAAUUUAAAUACUGCAUUACAAUAAAUAGAUUCCAAUUAUUGCAAUGCAGUCAAUUUUACUGUAUCAUGGUAAAACCUUACUCAAAUACAACAUUUUUUUAUUUAAAUCAGCAAAUAUUAAAGGCAUUACAAUCAACAGUACCAUAAUGUAUACACAGUUUACAAUUUAAAUAGGAUAUCUUUUCUAAAUUCCCUAUUUGUAUACAUAGUUUAAUUUUAUUAUGACUCGCCACACUUUAUUUUGUAUGCCACAAACUGAAAACAGUUCUGCCAAUUCUGGUGUUUCAGUUUCUAUAUCAAUUUAUGCUUGUUCCAUUGUUGUAAUUGCAUUUCAGUUUUGUAUUACCAUUUAUAUAUUUAUAAUCUAUAAAUAUUAUAAUUAUUGUUUUAUAAUGUGAAAUGAUGACGUAAUUAACAAAUGUACAGCCUAUAAAUGCAAUGGUUUCAUCAGAUAAAGAAAGAAUAAAAUAUACAUCAUAAUAUUGUAUGAUAUAAUAGCAAUGAAGUGUUUAAUGCAGAUAAACAGAUGUACGCAAAUCACCUCAUACAACGUGCAUAUAUCAUCAUUCACAUUAAAAACUUGAAUAAUAUAAACUGGAUGUGCAAUUACAACACUAAACGAAACAGAAUUAAAACGAAACACCUCAAUUGAGGAACUGUCAUCCAUUUGCGGCAUACAAAAUAAAAGUGUGAUAUGUCAUAAUUAAAGUUAACCAUACACAUAGGGAAUUUAGAAAAAUGAAUGUGUUUAAUUGUCAUAAAAGCCUAAUGUCGAAAUGUAAAAAAAAAAAAAUGAUUUUGGGGUGAAUUAUGUCUGGGAUCUGUUCUUAACAGGUUUUGUGAAAGUCAUCCGAUAAGCUCUCCAAUAUUUGGGUGAAUUUACUCAAAAGAAUUCAAGAAACAAGAAAACUAUUACAAUGUAUUUAUUCAAGCAUUUAUGCUUUUUUACAGUCAUCACAACUAUGAAAACACAUUGUUAUUCAGUAAUAUUUUAUGUCAAGUUUUUAAUAUUCACAUUUCAUUUGAAUGUCACGUUACAUGUUUGUACUUUUGUGGAUUUGAUUUCAGAAACAGAAUCCUAAUAUAAACUUGUGCAAAUGUAAGAUUUCUAUAAAACUAAGGUGUUUUGUACAAUUAAAGAAUAUCAACAUUUUGUAAUUAUUUUUAGCCACACAAAUCAAUCAUUGGCAUCACUCUCUUGAUAUGGGGGUGUGCCACCCCAUAGAGUUUCCACUCCAAAAUUUUAAAUGAUAAUACCCUCUGAGACUGAACAUAUCCAGGACUGUGUCGCCUGGCCUCCAUGAGGAAGAGUCUGUGCCAGGGUUCAUGGUAGAUACUGGGCACACUGAGGCCCACAUGAAGGGGGAAGUGCUGAGCAUGCCCGAUAGAGUUGAUGCGACGCAUUUUGGACAAAUCCUUUUUUUAUCAUGUAAAGGAAACAUAUUUAAAGAAAGAUAUUUUUACUUGAGAUAAAUAGAAAUUAUAAAACUGAUACAAAUGUGUGAUAUAUACAUACAAAGAGAUGAGGUGAAGAGAACUGCUUCUAUCGCUUCUUAUUUGAUGCCCCAGUUUCUAAUAGACUGCUAGUACUCUGUGCCGAGACGUUGUGAGUAAAUGGUUUAAAAUGGAUAAGAUGUAUUUCAAGAUUUUUCAGAUACAAAACAAAUUUUGACCAUAAUGUGAAAACAAACUCAAGUGCACACAGUUUACUGUCUGAAGUUGAUGCACAAGUUUAAAGGAAGUCAUUAAAAAAA